UGCUGGAACGCGACGCUCCAAACGACGCCGCCGCCUAGAGUUGCGAGCUCCUCCUCCUGCCUCCUCCUCCGCCGCCGCCGCCGCCGCCGGCUCUGCUCCGCCGUCUCGCGUCAAUCUCACUCGCCGUCGGUCCUCGAUCCUCGGCCGGAAAUGAGUCGUCAACCCGAGGUUCUUUGGGCGCAGAGGUCGGACAGGGUGUACCUUACCAUCUCUUUACCCGAUGCAAAGGAUGUCUCGGUGAAAUGUGAGCAACAGGGCUCGUUCAGUUUCUCGGCUGUUGGGGUGCAGGGGGAAUCCUUCAGUUUCAGCUUGCAACUAUAUGGAGCGAUAGUGGCGGAGGGUUGUAAGACGAAAAUGGGGCUGAGGAAUAUAUUCUGCACUAUCCAGAAAGAGCAGAAAGGUUGGUGGAAAAGACUAUUAAAGUCGGAAGAAAAACCUGCACCUUACCUGAAGGUUGACUGGAACAAAUGGUGUGAUGAGGAUGAGGAAUCACCUUCUGAUUUAGGAUCUGAUGGCGAUGAUGCAACGUAUGGAGGUGAAGAUGAUGAAAGCAGUGAUGAAGAAGGAAUGCUCUAUCUUCCUGACUUGGAGAAGGCUAGAGGAAAUUAGUAAAGUAGCAGUACGAGAAAUACAUCUCCUGUACGCACUGUUUGCUGCACUUGAGGAGGUUCAGCACGUGAUAGGAAGCACAGGUAGAGCUCAUGGAUGCUUGCAGCUUAGCCCAUCAGGUUGUCUACAGUCUCAGCCAAUCUAUAUCAUUAAUGUCGACUUCGUUUUACAUGUGAGAAUUUGAGUGUUUAUCCGGGCCGCUAUUAAGGGAAGUCUUGUUGCUCUGGU
Molecule: messenger RNA, 837 nt
Organism: Syzygium oleosum
Lineage: Eukaryota; Viridiplantae; Streptophyta; Magnoliopsida; Myrtales; Myrtaceae
Product: co-chaperone protein p23-2
Exons: 6
Coding region: 151-609 (152 amino acids)
Biological process (GO): protein folding; chaperone-mediated protein complex assembly
Cellular component (GO): cytosol; nucleus
Molecular function (GO): Hsp90 protein binding; protein-folding chaperone binding
Source: RefSeq, a predicted model, not a curated record